GAAUGACAACGCCACCAGACAUACAUGCCAGCCACAGAGCACACGUAAUGCUCCGACACACGUAAAGCAGCAGCGAGGGGAAGCUAAUCAACCACAUAAGGAUUGGAGCCACGACGACUUGGGCACAAGUCAAUCAAUCGAUCCUUGCGUCCACACGCACGGAGGAGCGCAGCCAAGUCAAUCCCAGCUUGACCUGGCUUGUGCAAUUGGGACAGACGCCGGACUCCUGAUUCUAGAUGGACUGAUGGCUGCAAGAGGUGCCCGGAAAGGAUGAGCCAAGAUGGUUAAAAAAAAAAAGGAAGACACCCGUCGGGACAUAUCCCACUCGCGACUAAGGGGAACGUCUAGAGAUGGAUGUGGGCUUGGCAUGAUGAUCAUUAUGUCUCAAAGACGUCGAAGAGAUUUCCGCAAAAGUGAGGUUGAUGAGACACGCACAGACUCCAGAGCCACGUUUUAUGGGAGUUGCCCGAGACCACUCUCUGCUGGUGGGGGUGUAGGUAUGAUCAUGUAUACUUUAUUGGGGUUAGCCUUGGGCUAGUGGUUGGCAAGCGUUGAGGAUGAGGUUGAAUUAAAGGAAGGGGACAUGGAAGGGAUGGUCAAGACAAAAGCAAAAAGACGAAGAAAAUGGAAGAAAAUGGAAUUCA
This is a messenger RNA of Aspergillus candidus, 644 nucleotides long. RefSeq lists its product as uncharacterized. The record is from RefSeq and is a predicted model, not a curated record. Bases 281 to 538 code for a protein of 85 amino acids. The transcript is spliced from 2 exons. NCBI's taxonomy places the organism in Eukaryota, Fungi, Ascomycota, Eurotiomycetes, Eurotiales, Aspergillaceae.